This is a messenger RNA of Pseudomassariella vexata, 908 nucleotides long. RefSeq lists its product as uncharacterized. Bases 290 to 604 code for a protein of 104 amino acids. The transcript has a single exon. Lineage: Eukaryota; Fungi; Ascomycota; Sordariomycetes; Amphisphaeriales; Pseudomassariaceae. The record is from RefSeq and is a predicted model, not a curated record.
GUGCCAAGGCUCGGCUCCCGGAAUCAAACUUCUGCCGGCGCAUGUCCCACUUAAACUGCCAGAAAAACCAAACCUUCAGAAAAUUCUGUCCUCGACACUGCUCCUUCUUCCUUGAUCCUCCAUAUCCAUAUUCCCCUCGCUUCUGAUUUAUCUUGUACUCCGAUCUGGGGCCGCGGAUAUAUAAGAGAUGUGACGAGCUUCUGGAUUUCUGUUUCUUUUUCUUCUAGACCGAGAAGGAGUGCAUUCACCAGACAAGGAUCGACGAACUACACCUAUUGUUCGCUGAUCUAUGACCACGCAAUGGCGGCCACUACAAUCGAUAUGUCUUUUGCGAUGGGCGGCUUUGUGGUCGGUAUCAUCGGCAUGGGUGAUAUGGGCAAGAUGUAUGCACGGCGGCUCAGCGACGCGGGUUGGAGGUAAAUGCUACCCGUCGACUAACGAGGACACAGCUUUCGAGCUUCCUGUUCCACCUUUUUGGUACGUUCACACACUUCCUUCUUAUUUACACCAUCACCCCAUUGCAAAUGAUGACUUGAGUGCAUUUGGCUCGAGUAUCGCUCUCCGCUUGGUGGAUCGGCCAUUCUGGUCCCCAUCUAAGUUGUGAGCUUUCCAUGAUGUUAACUCUCAGCUACCUUAAAUUUUCAGUGUCUGACGCAAUUGCUUAAUCAACUUUCUCUCUGGACUUGGUCACUUAGACAUCGCUAAUGAUCCAUCUCUAGAUUUAAUUUUGUAACACAUGCUACCCGAAGUCGAACUGGAAUGCGCACAAGGUCUAACCCGAAUUGUUGGCAGUAUAAUAGCUUGUGAUAAGGAUGAUCAGUACGAGGGUCUCAAGAAAGAGUUCGCAACCCGGGUAUAAUAUGUAGCUAUCCACACUCAGAAGCCUAUGCUGAGAGUUUAUCCAGAGU